GGGGGCGGCGCGGCCGGCACCGUGACUGGGGGAGGCUUUCCCGGGAGAGCUCGUCAGGAGCUGGCUCUGAAGAGAUCACUUUCUAGUUAAAGAUGGCUGCUGAUAGCUCUGUUGAAAUACUUCAAAAAGUUCUGGAGAAUGAAAUACUUCAGACUGCCAAGGUUGUGGAAGAACAUCUGGAUGCUGAAAUGCAGAAGUUGGACCAAAUGGAUGAAGAUGAAUUGGAAUGUCUUAAACAAAGGAGGCUUGAGGCACUAAAAAAGGCCCAGCAGCAGAAACAAGAGUGGCUUUCAAAAGGACAUGGAGAAUACAGAGAAAUCCCAAGUGAGAGAGACUUUUUCCAAGAAGUCAAAGAAAGUAAAAACGUGGUUUGCCAUUUCUAUAGAGACACAACGUUCAGGUGCCAAAUAAUGGACAAACAUUUGACUGUAUUGGCCAAAAAGCAUGUUGAGACAAAAUUCUUGAAAUUAAAUGCUGAAAAAUCUCCUUUCUUGUGCGAGAGACUGCGCAUCAAAGUAAUUCCCACUCUAGCACUAUUAAAAGAUGGAAAAACACAAGAUUAUAUUGUGGGCUUUACUGAUCUCGGUAACACUGAUGACUUCACUACUGAGACCUUAGAAUGGAGAUUAGGCUGUGCAGCCAUAAUUAAUUACAGUGGAAACUUGAUGGACCCACCUUUUCAAAGUCAAAAGAAAUUUGGAACAAGCUUUACGAAGUUGGAUAAAAAAACCAUCAGAGGAAAGAAAUAUGAUUCAGAUUCUGAUGAUGACUAGAAGAACAGCUAAAUGUAUUUGUAAAUCAUCUUUUGUUUAUGCUUGGUACAUUUCUAAGAAUGUUUUUUAUAAAGCUUACUGCUUUUCAUUACAUCUGCACAUAAUGCUCAUUUUUCUAUACAGUUUUAUACAACUGAGUCAUAGCAGAAAAAAGCUUAAUUUUUUUUUUUUUUCCCCCCCUCCUUUGGAAGUCAUUUGUAAUCCAAAAAUCUGAGUCCUCCUAACUAAAUAACGUGGCAAAUGAUGAACUUUGUCUUAAGUUUAUGAAGUGUUUUGAAAUAACUGUUAGAAACAACUGUACCAAGUCAGACCAAAGGUUCCUCUGGCCCAGCAUCCAGUCUCGGUGGCCAAAAGCAGAUGCACAAAGAAGAGUAAAAACAGGGUGAGCAGACAGCAAUGCUUCCCCAGAAGAUGCUUUAAGCAAUCUGUGGCCUGGGGAACUCUGUAUCUGAGAGCAUUUGAUGGUUAAAAUAGUGGAAGAAAAAUCUCUUUAAAUCCUCAUAGUAUCCUAGCAUCCACAUCAUAUGGCAAGGAGUCCACAGUUUAACUGUGUUGUGUGAAGAACUACUUCCUAUUGUUUUCCUUGAAUCUGACAGUUCCAGGUUUUUUUCUAAUUUUCUUUAUUAAAGGAGGUGAUAGACACUUUUUAAAAAGAUUUUUCCCUAUCAGUUCCUCUUCCAGUUGUCUCUUUACAUUUAUUAUUACUUAUAUUAUCAGUAAAGGGCCACAAAAUGAUUAGUAAAGGUAUUGUGCAUUUUAACAAAUGAUUGCUUACCUUAUGGUGCCAUAUCAUGACAUUGAGUAACUUAACUAUGUUGCACUAUAAGUUGUAAAAACAGUCAUAACUUCUGUGAAUUCUGAAAUAGAUGGUCAAGAGAAAUGCCCUUUUACCAUCUACGUACGCUGCAUGUUAAAGCUGGUACAGCAGGUAAUAGCACAUAGCAACAAGCAUAUUGAAAAGAGCCUUGUUCACGGGUUUAUAUAAUUCUGUGGUUUUGAAUGUGUGAAUUUUAUAGCAGAUGCUUUGUACAAGAGAGUAGAAUAGAGAAGGGUAUUUGGGAGAAACCUUGAUCCGUUAAGUUUAGAUAUAGCGCCGCAUACUGUGUACUGUUCUUCAGUAAUGGACAGAAUUUUCAAGGUAGAUCUUCCUUGGAAUGCAAUGUAAAAUUUCUGGCUAGGUGAAGAGUUGAUGAGUUUUCCUUUUGUUUCAAAAAAAAAAAAAAAAAAGUUUGCUGUGUGCUGAAGGACCCUUUUGAGGUGGUACUUUGAAUCCAGUUGGUCCAAAAAGCAGUGAAGUGGGUCUAGUCAGUCUCGCUGCCUUGUAGUGGAGAACACUUGUGACUGGGCCAGCCCAGCAAUAUAUCUCUGUAAGUAAGUUUAAAAAAUUAUAUUUUAUUUCUGUUCAUGUACAUUGAAAUAAAAUUAUUUUAAUUCUAA
Molecule: messenger RNA, 2210 nt
Organism: Harpia harpyja (harpy eagle)
Lineage: Eukaryota; Metazoa; Chordata; Aves; Accipitriformes; Accipitridae
Gene: TXNDC9
Product: thioredoxin domain containing 9
Exons: 5
Coding region: 93-773 (226 amino acids)
Biological process (GO): microtubule cytoskeleton organization
Cellular component (GO): cytoplasm
Source: RefSeq, a predicted model, not a curated record